Molecule: messenger RNA, 1286 nt
Organism: Hypomesus transpacificus
Lineage: Eukaryota; Metazoa; Chordata; Actinopteri; Osmeriformes; Osmeridae
Product: pancreatic secretory granule membrane major glycoprotein GP2-like
Exons: 4
Coding region: 117-1286 (389 amino acids)
Biological process (GO): neutrophil migration
Cellular component (GO): cell surface; apical plasma membrane
Source: RefSeq, a predicted model, not a curated record
UGUGACAUCACACCAGUAUAGAACUACAUAAAAGAUGUUGACUGUCAUCUGUCUGACAGAGGAGAGAGCAGAGGAAUCAGAUCUACACUGUAGUGCAUGUAUUUUGUCUGACCUGCAUGAUGCGUCCUGUAAUGAUGAUGUCAAGGGGCCUGCUGUUGUUCCUGUGCAUACUAUCAGCUUUUGCCACGACCACGGCAGCUGCUCCAAUGACAACAAUAUCUGCUCCCAUGACAACGACACAGGAUCUUAUGACAACCUCCAGCUCUGUGCAGUUUUGGUGUGGGGGCACACCUUGCCCAGCAGGCCAGGACUGUAUCAAUGUCAACGGUUUACUUCGCUGUGCUGACCCCUGUGAGCAGUACUCAGUCCUGGACGAUGCCUGGCGCUCAACAGGCUAUGGCCGCGCUGAUAACUGUGAUAAUAGGUUUAGUGGGCAAGGAUGGUAUCGUAUGUUCCUGGAUGGGAACAGCACCCAGAUGCCAGAGACGUGUGUGGAGGUAAACAGGUGUGGGACCCAGACUCCUAUGUGGCUCAAUUCCUCUCACCCCCUGCUGGGAGACGGGGUGGUGGAAGGUGAUGUCUGUGGACACUACAGAUACUACGACUACAAGAUUAACGGGCAGGAAAGUACUUCACAUGAUGACUGCUGCUACUACAGACACAAUAUCCAUGUCAAAUCCUGUCCCACCAACUACUACGUCUACAAGUUUGUCCGACCAAAUAAUUGUAACUCAGCUUAUUGUGCAGCUGUUCCCACAACAACUCCAGCUGUUCCCACGACAACUCCAGCUGUUCCCAUGACACCCUCCAGCUCUGUGAGGUUUUGGUGUGGGGCCACACCUUGCCCAGCAGGCCAGGACUGUCUCAGUGUCAACGGAGCUCUUCGCUGUGCUGACCCUUGUGAGCAGUACUCAGUUCUGGACGAUGCCUGGCGCUCAACGGACCUCAGAAACUAUGGUAACCUGCACUGUGACCAGUAUAUCAAUUGGCAGGGAUGGUCUCGCUUGUUCCUGGGGGGGAACAGUACCCAGAUGCCAGAGACGUGUGUGGAAGAGAACAUGUGUGGGACCCACGCUGCUCUGUGGAUGACCACCCCUCACCCCCUGCUGAGAGACGGCGUGGUGGAACGGGGAACCUGUGGGAAAUGGUCCUGGGGCGCUGGCAACGGCAACUGCUGUACAUUUAGGUCCAACCCCAUCCAUGUCAAAGCCUGUCCUGGCAACUACUACGUCUACAAGUUUGUCAAAACAAGUUAUUGUUACUUGGCUUACUGUGCAGGUAUGUAA